Messenger RNA from Strongylocentrotus purpuratus (purple sea urchin), 449 nucleotides. Its product is annotated as protocadherin-15-like. Gene Ontology annotation, cellular component: plasma membrane. Gene Ontology annotation, biological process: homophilic cell-cell adhesion. The transcript has 6 exons. Gene Ontology annotation, molecular function: calcium ion binding. NCBI's taxonomy places the organism in Eukaryota, Metazoa, Echinodermata, Echinoidea, Camarodonta, Strongylocentrotidae. The record is from RefSeq and is a predicted model, not a curated record. Bases 33 to 449 code for a protein of 138 amino acids.
GCAUUUUUAUCAAUGUCCUUACCAAGCAGCUGAUGCUCGUCCAAACAGUGGAUGCAGAUCCCCCAAAUGCAGUGAAAUCCAUUUCCUUGACAGUACAAUGUCAAACACUGAUCAACUUUAAUUAUGACAUACUUAUUAAAGUGAAUGAUGCUAACGACAACACACCAUUCUUCAUUGGAGCGCCAUAUACAGUGUCUGUAUCAGAGGCUACAGCAAUCAAUGAAGUUAUUUUUGCUGGGAUAGAAGCCGAUGAUAACGAUGGUGACAACCGCAACGGCCAGAUAAGCUUUGAAAUUGUACCAAAUCAAAAUGAUCCGAUGUCAAACUCCUAUUUUGACAUGCCAAACACUGGUAAAGGAGAGGUGACCCUGUUACAGAGCCUGGACUUUGAGACAAGACAACAGUGGACUGUCUCAAUUGUAGCAAAGGGUCUGAUUGAGAUGCUUUAA